AUGUGGGAUGGCCAUAUCAAGGUGGGAAGGGCGAAUGGAGUGGAGGAAGGAGAAGGAUGCUGGGCGGGAAGGUUCACAACAGGCUGGACACCGAUGUUCGACGACGACGAUGACGACGGCACUCAGAGCAUGGAUGGUUCAAAUGACUCUUAUUGCAGUGAUUUCAACAUGAGCUUUCCCUAUGCUCUGCCACCGUCACCACCAUCACCACUGCAUGAGCUGACCCAACACCCUGCACCCCAAGCCACACCUCCAGCCAAUUACGGUGCCUCCCGCCGACAUAUGAACCACCCCCUUUUACAACAGGGAAGGCAAUGGUGCCACUUUGUUAUCCUGCCCUUAUUCCUGACCAGUGGUAGCAGUGGUGGAGAUAAAUUAGUAUUGACGGAUUCGUAUGGUGUAGUGGUUAGCAUGGCUGUGGUCCUGGGUUUGACUCUCGGUCGGCCGGCUAUUUUCUGA
Desarmillaria tabescens is the source of this 459-nucleotide messenger RNA. RefSeq lists its product as uncharacterized. Lineage: Eukaryota; Fungi; Basidiomycota; Agaricomycetes; Agaricales; Physalacriaceae. The transcript has 7 exons. The record is from RefSeq and is a predicted model, not a curated record. Bases 1 to 459 code for a protein of 152 amino acids.